UGCCCCUCUCCGUGGCACAGUCUACGCACUCUCUCGUUCUCUCUCUCACACUCACUCUUUUGCUCUCGCUCGCUCGCAUGCAGACCGAGGGAGAGGAAGGGAUGAACGAGGUGCACACAUGUGAGGAUCUCCUCAACUGCCAGAGCAAGGCAGGACUGGCUACGAGAGAAGACGAAGAGGAGGAGGAGGAAGAGGAGGUCUAGAGGAAUACUGCAGUGGCCAUCCAGCUUCCUUUUCUUCAGAGUUCUCACUCUCCAUCUCUCUUUGCUUCACUGCUUUCAUCCCCCACCUCCUCACCGCCCUGUCUUCUUCAUCCACUCUUCCCUACUGCUAGCUACACCAUGAAGCCGCCUGCUGCUUGUUGCUAAGGGGGCAGCCAACCAGGGGGAGCAGAGUGAACCAGGCGUUAUUUUUGUGUUUUCAAGGCCUUACUGAACAUGGCGGAGGGGUCCAAAGAUCAGGGAGGGACUGGCGCCGCAGAACCAGAGGAAGACUCCCCCAAUAUGAUUGUCUACAGAAAGAUGGAAGACAUUGUUACACGAAUACAAGAUGAGAAAGCAGGAGGAGUUGCCAUCCGGACCGUUAAAAGCUUCCUCUCAAAGAUCCCGAGUGUGGUAUCAGGGGCAGACAUUGUUCAGUGGCUGAUAAAAAACCUCUCCAUUGAGGAUCCAGCUGAAGCCAUCCACCUCGGUAGUCUGAUUGCAGCUCAUGGCUACAUCUUUCCCAUCUCUGACCACGUCCUGACCUUAAAGGAUGACGGAACCCACUACCGCUUUCAGUCUCCAUACUUCUGGCCUUCAAACUGCUGGGAACCCGAGAAUACAGACUAUGCCAUAUACCUGUGCAAGCGCACCAUGCAGAAUAAAGCCAGACUCGAGCUCGCAGACUACGAAGCAGAAAACCUCGCUCGGCUGCAGAGGGCUUUCGCCAGAAAGUGGGAAUUCAUCUUCAUGCAAGCUGAGGCUCAAGUGAAGAUCGACAGAAAGAAGGACAAGGCAGAGAGGAAGAUCCUUGACAGCCAGGAGAGGGCGUUCUGGGACGUUCAUCGACCAGUGCCAGGCUGCGUCAACACCACGGAGAUGGACAUCCGCAAGUGUCGAAGAGAGAAGAACCCACACAGGGUGAAAAAGUCGGUCUAUGGAGUGCCAGACGACGGCCAGAGCCAACCAAGUCCAAUCCACAUCAGUUCCCAGCCGAGCAGGAAGCCCACCAAAGAGGACGUUCAGAAGGAGAUAACCUUUUUGAACAUCCAGCUUGACAGACACUGUAUGAAGGUUUCCAAAGUGGCCGACAGCCUGAUGACCUACACAGAGCAGUUUAUGGAAUAUGACCCCUUUGUAUCAGGCGUGGAGCCCUCGAACCCAUGGAUUAGUGAGGACGCCGCCUUCUGGGACAUGGAGGCAAGCCAUGAUCCCAGUCAACAGCGGGUAAAGAAGUGGGGCUUCUCCCUGGAGGAGGCGCUGAAGGACCCGGUGGGACGGGACCAGUUUCUGAAGUUCCUGGAGUCAGAGUUCAGCUCAGAGAACCUGCGGUUCUGGUUAGCGGUGCAGGACCUGAAGCGACGGCCGCUCCAGGAGGUUUCCACCAGGGCCCAAGAGAUCUGGCAGGAGUUUCUGGCUGAGGGAGCGCCAAGCUCCAUCAACCUGGACUCUCACAGCUACGAGAGGACCAGCCAGAACCUCAAAGACCCCGGGCGAUACAGCUAUGAAGACGCUCAGGAGCACAUAUUCAAGCUCAUGAAAAGUGACAGCUAUGCACGCUUUUUGCGAUCCAACAUCUACCAAGAUCUCCUGUCAGCCCGAAAAAAGCAGCCAGCAGACACUGAACAAGGUCGUCGCACCUCCUUGGAGAAGUUCACCCGCAGCGUGGGGAAGUCUUUGGCGGGAAAGCGUCUGACAGGCCUUAUGCAGUCAUCCUGACACAGCCUGUCCUGGAGAGCCACGACCAGACCCUGCAGGUGGGCUGACAGCCACACAGGGGCCGGGGCAGGGCCGCAAACAGCGGAGCCGGGGUGCACAGGGCUGCUGCAGAGGCUCUCGGACACUGCUUCGAGGUCCGCUGGUGUUCUGCUGCUGCAGUGCUGGGUCUACUGGGCUGAACCACCCAAACAGAACCACUGCGGAAGGGACGAUGCCUACAAGACGAUCCUCAGCUAACGAAUCACACGGCAUGCGGUGUAAAAGAAUAAGCACAUUCAAACUAAUACUGCCCUGUCUUCAUCAUCUAGAGGGCAAACGGUUGUCCGGCUUGACUUGGCUUAUUAAUUUUAUUGUCUUUAUAUUCUUUCAUUUGUGUUUUCCACAACACUUUGGGGCCAUAAAUGUUAAAAGGAGGUGUGCAUCUGUUCUCACAAGGCAGUCAGCAAUAAAAACAAACAAAUCUGAAACAUUAAAGAAAAGUCCACCUAGCUUCUUUUGAUAUCUGUAAAACACCUAUCAUAAUGUCUUUAUUGAAGUAAGUAAGAAAAGUCUGGUGAUUAGUAAGAGUACACACCCCCCUUCAUAUAUAUAGCAGAUUCUUCAAUCUUCAUUACAUUCCAAAAUCUGAAUCUGACACAAGGGCUUAAUGUAGCAACCAUAAGGCACUGAUGCAUGUUUAAUCCCGAUGUCCUUGUUGAGAGUCAUGUUUUAGCAGCACCGCUUUGUAAUGAGACCUGUGCCUAUAAGGUGGGUUUGGUUGACUGCUCGUAAACUUAACCAACUCCAAAAGUCUGUGUGAAUACCUUCGAGGCCUAAAAGCAUGAUUCACUAGUACGGUUAAGUGAAACAGUGUGAUUUGAGCUUUUAGUGUUGACAAGGUUUGUGUGUUCUGCUGCCGGGGUCAGUGUUCUAGAAUAGUGCUGAAAGUUUUCAGUGCCAUGGGAGCUUCAAUCUGGUGGUGUAUAAACCACAGGACCGUCAACAGUGUUUCAGGACACCACUGUGCUGUGAGUACAUCAUGUUAAAAGAUGAUACAGGUGGAUUUAAAUAAGUUUCAACAUAAUAAAAAAGUAAAUUUAUUUAUGUAAUUCAGUCCAACCUAACUAUAGUGACCUGGAGGAGGGGAAUGAGGCAGAACACAUGAAGCAUGGGACAUCACGGCCCUUGCAUGUCCUAAUCAUGCUUUUAGGCAAAUAACAUGUGACCAAAGAACCAUAAUGCUACCAUUGUCACAGUGAUUCUCUAGUUCGAGCAUUUCUGAAACAGGCUAACUGUAGCCGGUGCUCUUUGUAAGCACCGGCUACAGUUUAUCUCUGAUGUUCGUCUCAUCAGUGUAACGGUGCCUGAAUGGCAUGCCUUCCCCAUAGAGCACUGACUGCAAGUUGUCCUGUGCUCUUUGGAGCUUCCUGUUUCAGGAAUUAGCAUCAAGCUAAAGCACUCACAGCAAAAGUCAGCCAAGGGUGUGAUUUCUCAUAUUACAUGUGUGGUACCGAGUGACAGACUGACUGGAAACUUAUUUGUAGAUUCAUUACACACAGAGAUAUACAUUUUAAGUAUUUAUUUUUGUUAAUUUGAUGGUUUAUUUAUGAUUGCGUGUGAAAUCUCAAAUUUCACUUUUUCUCAAAUUAAAUAUUUGAACAGUAUGUUUAGAACAAAUUUUUGAAAAUGGACUUAUAAUACAGUAUUUGCUUCCAGUAUUUAGUCUGGGGUACUUCAGCAUAAAUUACUCCAUCAAUGAAGCAUGGCAUGGAGGUAAUCAGCUGCUGGAGUUAGGUAGCUCAUGUUGUUUUGAUAGCGGCCAUUAUCUUGUCUGUAUUGUUGGCUUUAGUGUCUCUCAUCUUCAUCUUGAUAAUGGAGGAAGAUGAUUCUGUAUUAAAUUUGUUUGUUUGCUGGGACAUAAAACAACAUCUCCUUAAAUCUAGUCAGAAAAUGGAAGCAUUAAAAAUCUCCUCGCGAAUACAUUCACCAAUUGAAGUGGGCUGACACCAGGACAUGAAAUGGCUUCCGAAGUCCUCACUGGCUGUGGAAACUUCACUAUUGUGAACUUUGUAACUUGGAUUGUGUGGCUUCACUCUAAAUUUACUUUAACCUUGAAGGAGGACUUUGGCUUCCUUAGCCCAGAUUUUUGUCCUUAGUCCAGACAAGACACUUCUAAAAUUGUCUGUGGUUGAGGACUGGCUGGAAAGUUGUGGAUUAUGUCCUGGGUUCAUUUGUGUGUGAUGGCUCUCAAAGCACAAACUUCAGCUAAUGUCCACGUCUUAAGAAUCGUCUCCAAAUCCUUGAAUCGGCAUUGCUUCAUUGUUCCGGUUAUCACUGUUCUCAAUCAAAUACUUUCCUUCCACUUAACUUUCUAUCAAUGUUCUUUAUCACCACACUUUCAUUGUGCAAGCUAUCAAUAACUGUCUAAUGGACAAUAAUCAUGUCAGCACUCUUCUCUAUGACUGAGUGGGCAAUAGGAAAACAUUUCAGUUUUUUUAAAAUCCACUUUUGAACUUGGUUUUAUGCUAACUCGUAAUCUUAACAGAAACAAAGAUCUGUGUGUAAUGAAUCUAUUCUGAUUAUAUUCUAAUUAUAUUCUUUGAUGACUUGCUGCCCUGUGAGGGACAUCUUCUGUUUUGUUGCACGGUUAUAUUUGCUAUUCUCUGAAACAAUUACCCAUUUUCAUUUCUCUCUGUCUGAUAACUGUCGAGUGUUUGUCAUGUGGAAAAUGGUGCAUGUUGGAGCACGAUGAAGUGCAGGGGACUGAGCUGAAGCAGGACUCACUAAUGAAUGGACAUCUGAAAUCUGAAAUGGACUGAAGAGGAAGCAAUGAGAAUAUUAAGGCCCCUUUGCUCCAUUGUGGCUGCUGCCUUCUUCUACACACAAGAAGUGCUGGGACACAGCUCCCCUCAGAGGCCACUGACUGCAACAGUGAAAAACUAGAAAGCGCCGUUGACUGUCUCAUCGGUUAUUUUUUAGUAGUCAUUGCAAUGCACUGUACAAGUCAUGACGCUAAUUAUUCUUAUUAACCUAUCCCAAUAACCUCCUAAAUGUAAGGUAGAGAGAUGCUUAAGUCGAGUCUAUGUACCAAAUGUUAUCCUCAGCACAAACAUGGUGACACUGCGUGCCAAGUGCAUUGUAAAUUUAAACUGGUUACAUUUCAUUAUCCGAAAGCACACUUUAGUAUGAUGCGAGCACAUUACUAUGCAUGUUACAUAUUCAGGGCAUUUUUGUGCUUUUAGUUUCUCGAUCAGCAAGAUAACUACUGGCACUCUAAAACACUCAAAGCACUUGUUAUCUGUUCACGGGUACCAAAUAAUAAAAUCUCUGGACCUGUCUGCUCUCUGCUGCUGUUUGCUGUUCUGACUCAUGGAAGAAAAAUAAGCUGGAAGAGUCUCUCAUUUACACAAAAAGCAAAAUAUAAAUCAAAUAACAC
Molecule: messenger RNA, 5334 nt
Organism: Xiphophorus couchianus (Monterrey platyfish)
Lineage: Eukaryota; Metazoa; Chordata; Actinopteri; Cyprinodontiformes; Poeciliidae
Product: regulator of G-protein signaling 6-like
Exons: 17
Coding region: 438-1919 (493 amino acids)
Biological process (GO): regulation of G protein-coupled receptor signaling pathway; positive regulation of GTPase activity; intracellular signal transduction
Cellular component (GO): neuron projection; cytoplasm
Molecular function (GO): GTPase activator activity
Source: RefSeq, a predicted model, not a curated record